AUGAUAAAAGAAAAAGAUCUAGAUCUCGUUCUAGAUCCCGAGAAAAAGAGAGAGACAGAGAAAGAGAGGGCAGACCAGCUAGGUCAGUGGAUAGAGAUCGUGAGAGAGAACGUGAUCGACGACGCCAUCACAGAUCAAAAUCUCGGUCCCCACGACGACGACACAGAUCAUCUAGAAGAUCAAGAUCCGGGUGAGUCAGAAGAUAUAACAGAGGAAGAAUUGGCGAUGAGAAAAGCUAUGGGGUUUUCAUCUUUUGAUUCAACAAAGGGUAAGAAAGUUGAUGGGACUGAUAUAUCAUGUAUUAAUGUGGUCCAGAAACGAAAAUACAGGCAGUACAUGAACAGAAGAGGAGGUUUCAACAGGCCUUUGGACUUUGUCGCAUAA
Messenger RNA from Helobdella robusta, 384 nucleotides. RefSeq lists its product as hypothetical. Lineage: Eukaryota; Metazoa; Annelida; Clitellata; Rhynchobdellida; Glossiphoniidae. Gene Ontology annotation, cellular component: precatalytic spliceosome. Gene Ontology annotation, biological process: RNA splicing. Bases 1 to 384 code for a protein of 127 amino acids. The transcript is spliced from 6 exons. The record is from RefSeq and is a predicted model, not a curated record.